This is a messenger RNA of Lagopus leucura (white-tailed ptarmigan), 1634 nucleotides long. It is a transcript of the gene UBTF, whose product is annotated as upstream binding transcription factor. NCBI's taxonomy places the organism in Eukaryota, Metazoa, Chordata, Aves, Galliformes, Phasianidae. The record is from RefSeq and is a predicted model, not a curated record. The annotation marks the transcript as partial. The transcript is spliced from 14 exons.
AGGGAAGAUCACCCGGACCUCAUCCAGAACGCCAAGAAAUCCGACGUCCCCGAAAAACCCAAGACCCCCCAGCAGCUGUGGUACAACCACGAGAAGAAGAUCUACCUGAAAGUGCGUCCAGAUGCCACCACGAAGGAGGUGAAAGAGUCGCUGGGCAAGCAGUGGUCUCAACUCUCCGAUAAAAAGAGGCUGAAAUGGAUUCAUAAGGCCCUGGAACAGCGGAAGGAGUACGAGGAGAUCAUGCGUGACUACAUCCAGAAGCACCCCGAGCUGAACCUCAGCGAGGAAGGCAUCACCCGCUCCACACUCACCAAGGCUGAGCGGCAGCUCAAGGAUAAAUUCGACGGGCGACCCACCAAACCGCCUCCGAAUAGCUACUCACUGUACUGCGCGGAGCUGAUGGCCAACAUGAAAGAUGUGCCCAGCACGGAGCGGAUGGUGCUGUGCAGCCAGCAGUGGAAGCUGCUCUCCCAGAAGGAGAAGGACGCGUACCACAAAAAGUGUGACCAGAAAAAGAAAGACUACGAGAUCGAGCUGCUGCGCUUCCUGGAGAGUCUGCCCGAGGAGGAGCAGCAGCGGGUGCUGGGAGAGGAGAAAAUGUUGGGCAGCAAUCGGAAAGGGGCGACGAGUCCCGCAUCCAAAAAGUCCUCACCGGAGACCGGCAAGGCCAGCUCCGAGAAGCCCAAGCGGCCCAUCUCAGCCAUGUUCAUCUUCUCGGAGGAGAAACGGAAGCAGCUGCAGGAGGAGCGGCCGGAGCUGUCAGAGAGCGAGCUGACCCGGCUGCUGGCACGCAUGUGGAACGACCUCUCCGAGAAGAAGAAGGCCAAGUACAAGGCACGGGAGGCAGCCAUGAAGGCGCAGUCGGAGAAGAAGCACGGCUCUGAUAAGGAGGAACGUGGGAAGCUGCCCGAGUCCCCAAAAACAGCCGAGGAGAUUUGGCAGCAGAGCGUCAUCGGGGACUACCUGGCACGUUUUAAGAACGACCGGGGGAAGGCACUGAAAGCCAUGGAGGCCACUUGGAACAACAUGGAGAAGAAGGAGAAGCUGAUGUGGAUCAAAAAGGCGGCGGAGGAUCAGAAGCGAUACGAGAGGGAGCUGAGCGAGAUGAGGGCUCCUCCGUGCUCCACCAACUCUGCCAAGAAGGUGAAGUUCCAGGGAGAGCCAAAGAAACCCCCCAUGAACGGUUACCAGAAGUUCUCCCAGGAGCUGCUGUCCAACGGGGAGCUGAACCACCUCCCUCUGAAGGAGCGGAUGGUGGAGAUCGGCAGCCGCUGGCAGCGCAUCUCGCAGGGCCAGAAGGAUCACUAUAAGAAGCUGGCAGAGGAGCAGCAGAAGCAGUACAAGGUGCACCUCGACAUCUGGCUCAAGAGCCUCUCGCCCCAGGAGCGGGCUGCCUACAAGGAACACACCUCCAAUAAACGCAAGAGCAUAGGGAAGAUCCGGGGCCCCAACCCCAAGAUGAAGCCAACGAUGCAGUCCAAGUCGGAGUCAGAGGACGACGACGACGAUGAAGAGGAUGAGGAUGAUGAUGAUGAAGACGAAGACGACGACGACGACAACGGGGACUCAUCAGAGGAGGGUGGCGAUUCCUCAGAGUCCAGCAGCGAGGAGGAGAGCGAGGAUGGGGACGAGGU